Messenger RNA from Trichechus manatus latirostris (Florida manatee), 1772 nucleotides. It is a transcript of the gene UROD, whose product is annotated as uroporphyrinogen decarboxylase. The record is from RefSeq and is a predicted model, not a curated record. Gene Ontology annotation, biological process: heme biosynthetic process. The transcript is spliced from 8 exons. Lineage: Eukaryota; Metazoa; Chordata; Mammalia; Sirenia; Trichechidae. Gene Ontology annotation, molecular function: uroporphyrinogen decarboxylase activity. The coding region runs from base 32 to 967 and encodes 311 amino acids. Gene Ontology annotation, cellular component: cytosol.
GGACUGUGCUGACAUUUACAGACGGCUUACCAUGGAGGCGAAAGAGUUGGGACGCCAGGAUUUUCCAGAGCUGAAGAAUGACACGUUCUUGCGAGCAGCCUGGGGGGAAGCAACAGACUACAUUCCCGUUUGGUGCAUGCGGCAGGCAGGCCGCUACUUACCAGAGUUUAGGGAAACUCGGGCUACCCAGGACUUUUUCAGCACCUGUCGCUCCCCUGAGACCUGCUGUGAACUGACUCUGCAGCCACUACGUCGAUUCCCUCUGGAUGCUGCCAUCAUCUUCUCCGACAUCCUUGUUGUGCCCCAGGCACUGGGCAUGGAGGUGACCAUGGUGCCUGGUAAAGGACCUAGCUUCCCAGAGCCGUUAAGGGAAGAACGGGACCUGGAGCACCUACGAGAUCCAGCAGCAGCAGCCUCUGAGCUGGCCUAUGUGUUCCAGGCCAUCACCCUUACCCGACAGCGGCUGGAUGGGCGUGUGCCACUGAUUGGCUUUGCUGGUGCGCCGUGGACCCUGAUGACGUACAUGAUUGAGGGUGGCAGCUCAAGCACCAUGGCUAAGGCCAAGCGCUGGCUCUACCAGAGACCUCAGGCCAGUCACCGGCUGCUUCGUAUCCUCACUGACACACUGGUACCAUAUCUAGUGGGACAAGUGGCUGCUGGUGCCCAGGCAUUACAGCUCUUUGAGUCCCAUGCAGGGCAUCUUGGCCCACAGCUCUUCACCAAGUUUGCACUACCCUAUAUCUGCGAUGUGGCCAAGCGGGUGAAGGUCGGACUGCAGGAGGCAGGCCUGGCACCAGUGCCCAUGGAGGAGAUCAGGCAGCUGGUGCAGCAGAUGCUGAAUGACUUUGGGCCACAGCGCUACAUUGCCAACCUGGGCCAUGGGCUUUACCCUGACAUGGACCCAGAACAUGUGGGGGCCUUUGUGGAUGCUGUGCACAGACACUCACGUCUGCUUCAACAAAACUGAGCAUGUACCUUCUCCCCCAAGUACCACCAACACAGAUGAUUAUUUCCAGAAGAAUAAAAGUCCCAGAGUUGGAAUCUAGUAUGUUGUUUUGUUUGUGAAAGAUCUGUGCCCUUAUCCUUACUUCUUUUUAGCCUCUGCUCCUUUCCUGGGGCUUCUCUCUGCACUUUUUCCUCAGGGAGCUCAGGUUAUCAGUGAAUAUGUGCUACAGGAAUUAACGUCAGGAUCCUCACUGUCCCCUUGGUCCUAGAUAUCUAAGCCUCAGAGCUACAGGGGUUGGGUACAGCUUCCUAACAGUUGGGGCUGUAACAUUUGCAGAGAAAGGGGUGGGGCCCCCACAGCAUACAAAGGCCAAACUGACCAGGCUUUGUGUCUGGGCAGAGAGGGGAGUAUAGAUUAAAAGAGGGCACAGAAGUGGCUGGAACACUUCAGAAAGGACUGGGGAGGAAGAUGAAGUCUGAGUGAGCAGGGAGAAGUUGAAGGGCCUUCAGCUUUGAUGCCGAAAGAUGGGGAAGGCACAAAGACUCAGAGCUAGGAGCUGGGUUGGUUAGGCCUUAGAGCAGACUGCCAUCACCGAGGCGAGAAAGCCUUCAAAGCCAGAAGCCUCUCUGGCGCUCAGGGUUGUUCUGCAUUCUCUCUGGAGCACAUCCUCUAAUUUUCUCAGGAUCUUGGUGUUUCUUCACAUAGUGGCAUCUAAAUCCUGAGACAAGGCUCUGUGGUGCCUGUGAGAACUGGAGAGAGGUCUGGCAUGGCAGAAAAUUCCUCAUCUGAUAUAUCUCCUCAGACCACCAGGAACCCACUGUGUUAC